AGGAAAAGAAAUUUAAAAGAUUAAGAGUCAGAGAAGCAAUCUUCACACACAGGGCAAGCCAGCAGACAGAACAAUCCCAUCCAGGAAGGUAUCCUGUGAACUGUGCCCAUAAGAUGCCAAAAGAAGAUGCUUACUUCAUUCUUGGCUACCCCAAGAAGGGGCACAACCACUCCUACAUCACAACUGAAGAGGCUGCAGGGAUUGGAAUCCUGACCGUAGUCCUGGGAAUUUUGCUGCUCAUUGGCUGCUGGUAUUGUAGAAGACGAAGUGGAUACAGAAGCUUGAGGGACAAAAGCAUUCACACUGGCACUCGAAGUACCUUAACAAGGAGAUGUCCACGUGAGGGGUUUGGUCACCAGGAUAGCAAGCUGCCUUUUCGAGAGAAUAAUUGUGAACCUGUGGUUCCCAAUGCUCCACCUGCCUACGAGAAACUCUCUGCAGAACAGUCACCACCACCUUAUUCCCCGUGAGAAUGCUGAGAGGUGCUGAAAUGAUUUCCCUUACAAUUUUGCUGGAAUUUAAUAUGGACAUCUAAUAUUCUGCUUUGGAAUGCUGUAGAAACAGUGUAAAUCAUCCCUAAUAAUAAGCUUAGUAUUAAAUUGUUAGUAGAGCAACUAGUAAUACUAAUUAGGGAAAUUAUGAGAAAUAUUAAAAUGGAAAAAACUUUGUUAAUAAACACUAUAAUGAUACUAUUUGUAUAAUUUUCUGAGACAGAAUUCAAGUGUGUAUUC
Acinonyx jubatus (cheetah) is the source of this 731-nucleotide messenger RNA. RefSeq names its product melan-A (gene MLANA). The record is from RefSeq and is a predicted model, not a curated record. Lineage: Eukaryota; Metazoa; Chordata; Mammalia; Carnivora; Felidae. The transcript is spliced from 5 exons. The coding region runs from base 114 to 470 and encodes 118 amino acids. Gene Ontology annotation, cellular component: melanosome; trans-Golgi network; endoplasmic reticulum membrane.